Molecule: messenger RNA, 1077 nt
Organism: Plutella xylostella (diamondback moth)
Lineage: Eukaryota; Metazoa; Arthropoda; Insecta; Lepidoptera; Plutellidae
Source: RefSeq, a predicted model, not a curated record
UAUGACAUCAUUUGUUUAUUGUCCGUGUUAAUGACAAAGGAAAUAAAUUACCAAAUAAUUAAAUUUGCUGUGUUUCUACCUUUAUAACUUCGCUCCAAAAUGUUUUCGUCAAUAUUUGGCAAACGACGGGCCUCUCCAGUAGAAGAAAAUGACAUACCACCGAUACCUGGUGCGAGACCUGACGAUGGAUUUGUGGUGGUGAACCCUGCGCCGCCCGCGGGAGGGCUGUAUCCCAACGUGAGCGGGCUGGGCGGCCCCGGGCCCGCGACCCCCGCCCGCCCUGCGCCGCCGCUGCCCGCGCCCAGACCCGCCGUCGACAACUUCCACUACCUCCAAGGCGUACCAUUUACUCUAUCGAAGGAACUGCAAAUGGCAUCUAACAAAAACUCUUUUGCCAUCGAAAUCGGUGACUUGCUGGCCAUAGUCAUGAACAAGAUUAAUAUUAGCAAAUAUGAUUACGAUUUUUCUACAGAAAAAAGUGUGUUGAAAGAGUGUUGAUGCUUACUGUGAUGUUCUUGGUUCUUGGUUAAGGCCUAUUUACUGUGUAUUUGAUGUUUUACUGUGAUUCAAUUCAUAUUAUUUACUUGGGGGGAAGCUUAUGAAAGUCUCUACUUUGAUUGGAUCAAAUCAAAGAUAUCAAAAAUGUAGCAAGAUCUUACUUUAUUAUAGUGCUGCAGAUAAAUAAACACUGAUCCGGCUGCUUUACAUUUUAUAAUAAAAAUAUCUGGGGACAUCCCACACUGACAGGAGUAUGGACACUCAUAAUAAUAUGGCAGGAUAUCAUGAAAUGAUACAGUCCACCAUUUUCAUAUUAUUUCUUUAUCACAUUCAAGUUUUUGUUUUAUUUUGUUGUAGUACUGGCCUGACUAUAACUCAUCAAUGGAUUUUGAUGAGUAAUGGCCACUUGCAUUGCAUGGUACCUAUACAAUAUAUAAUUUAUUAUUCCUAUUUAAAAGGAUUUUACUGAAGGUUACAUAAAACACUGUUGGAAACUAUCUUUUUUUGAAUAUAAAUAUUUAUAGAAAUUAGUGUCAAUGUUAUAUUAAAUUUAAGAAAAAUAAACCAAAAUAUUUAAAA